UCGCCCUCUAUUAAUAAAAAAAAAAUCAGUCUUGUUAUGUUGGUCAUCUCAGAAGUUUCACAGUAUUGUUUAAUAAAAAUAUUGUUUGUAGUUUAAUUAAUAGAUUAUUAUUGUUGAAAAAGAUGUUUGUCACAUUAGGAAAAAUUUGCAAUGCAACAGUAUUGAGGAAUAUAAGACAGAUACAAACUUCAGCCAUCCGUGCAUCUGAUCAUCUUUUUGUUCAUCGCGAUUCAGAACAAGAUAAUCCAAAUAUUCCAUUUGAAUUUAAUGAUGCCAACAAAAAACGAGUGGAAGCAAUACUUGGUAUUUACCCUGAGGGCCAUAAACGUGGUGCUAUGAUUCCAUUGUUGGACUUAGCUCAACGUCAACAAGGUUGGCUGCCGAUUUCCGCGAUGCACAAAGUUGCAGAAAUUUUAGGUGUGUCAAACAUGCGUGUAUACGAAGUUGCUACAUUCUACACGAUGUUCAAUCGUCGACCGAUGGGAAAAUAUCACGUACAAAUAUGCACAUGCACCCCAUGCUGGUUACGCGAUUCUGAUUCCAUCGUUCAAGCUGUUGAAGCAGCUACUAAUUGUAAACUUGGGGGUACAUCUGCUGAUAAUUUGUUUACUCUUUCCGAAGUUGAGUGUCUUGGAGCUUGCGCCAAUGCUCCGAUGUUACAAGUUAAUGAUGACUACUACGAAGAUUUAACUCCAGAAACAACAAAAGAAAUAAUAAACAAAUUAAAAGUUGGUGAAAGACCACCACCCGGACCACAGAAAUCUCAACGAUUUGCAGCAGAUCCAGCUGGUGGGCUUACAUCUCUAACAACACCACCACCUGGACCCGGUGAUUUUAUACGAAGUGAUUUAUAAAUUAUUGAUUAAAUUAUAAAAUUAUUAAAAGUAAUAGUCGUCUGCUUUAUAAUUUUUAAACAGCUAUUACAAUUAUAGGUAUCUAUAAAGAAGAAUUUAUGAAUA
Molecule: messenger RNA, 959 nt
Organism: Cotesia glomerata
Lineage: Eukaryota; Metazoa; Arthropoda; Insecta; Hymenoptera; Braconidae
Gene: ND-24
Product: NADH dehydrogenase [ubiquinone] flavoprotein 2, mitochondrial
Exons: 4
Coding region: 123-854 (243 amino acids)
Biological process (GO): mitochondrial electron transport, NADH to ubiquinone
Molecular function (GO): NADH dehydrogenase activity
Source: RefSeq, a predicted model, not a curated record